Molecule: messenger RNA, 155 nt
Organism: Sphaeroforma arctica JP610
Lineage: Eukaryota; Ichthyosporea; Ichthyophonida
Exons: 1
Source: RefSeq, a predicted model, not a curated record
GCUUAGAAGAGCCUACAAGCGACGUCUUUACUACUAUUGAGGAGGAGAGGCUGCGGCAUGUCACUCUACACCAUAGCGAAGACACCCCUAUGUUGAGUGGCACGGGGUUGGAAUCAUCGACUAACGAUGCACCACCAAGCGGCAGUCUGGACAAA